AUGACCGCCGCGCGGAAUAACGGCUUGCCCUUUGACUUUUGUUGGGUCAUCGCCAAAUGCUUCAAUAUUACCGGCCACCCACUCCAGACUCAGUCGCUGAUCCAGAAGCCCCAGCUCAUACUUUGCCUCCGCACUGCCACUACGUCGACCCUAUGUCUACUGCCAAGUGUUGUUGCUCGUCCACUUCAAAGCUCUAGUAUCGUAAUUAACAGGCCCAACUUCAAAGGAAAAUGA
Messenger RNA from Aspergillus nidulans FGSC A4, 234 nucleotides. RefSeq lists its product as uncharacterized. The transcript has 4 exons. Lineage: Eukaryota; Fungi; Ascomycota; Eurotiomycetes; Eurotiales; Aspergillaceae. Bases 1 to 234 code for a protein of 77 amino acids. The record is from RefSeq and is a predicted model, not a curated record.